Glossina fuscipes is the source of this 5280-nucleotide messenger RNA. RefSeq names its product serine/threonine-protein kinase tousled-like 2 (gene Tlk). Bases 750 to 4211 code for a protein of 1153 amino acids. NCBI's taxonomy places the organism in Eukaryota, Metazoa, Arthropoda, Insecta, Diptera, Glossinidae. Gene Ontology annotation, cellular component: nucleus. The record is from RefSeq and is a predicted model, not a curated record. The transcript is spliced from 9 exons. Gene Ontology annotation, molecular function: ATP binding; protein serine/threonine kinase activity. Gene Ontology annotation, biological process: peptidyl-serine phosphorylation; chromosome segregation; intracellular signal transduction.
GAAUUUGCUCUCUGCCUUUUUGUUUAUUUUAUUUGAUUUUUUAUUUUUCAAUUGUCGCAUACGCAUGUGUCAGUGGUGUCAGUGGUAGUAGCAGUUGGUGAGUGUUGUUUGGGUCAUAAAAAUUAACGCUUGGAUGUGUUUAAAAACUUUAACCAAAAAGUGUUUAUUUAAAAGAAAAUUGUAGAAACAAAAAAAAAAAAAAAGCGAAAAGGUUCAACAAGUGUUGCUGUUCGUCUUGUGUGUGUGUUCGUUGUUCGUCUUGUGUGGAAACGUAUAAAAACAAACAUUACGCACACUACUGAAUAAAUAUUUUUGGAAAAUCUCGAAAAUUUUUUAAUGUAUUGUAUGUUAUGGAUUGAAGAAGCAAGCGGACAUGUUUAUAUCCCUUGUUAUGCUUUACCUACUUUGGAAGUGCGUUUUUUGUUUGUUGUAACGAGUAUCAUGGAUUUAAUCAUCUUUAGAAGGUCGAUUAGAUUCAUUAUUUAUAUCAAGGCGGAUGCAUACAAUGUAAAGAUUUUUACAUGCGCCCAGUUUUGAAAAUAUAUUAAAAAUCAGAAUCUUAACUGAAAAGAGAGUUUCAUCUAAGUCGGUGUAAGGCAAUAAUGUUUUCAGUCUAAUAUAAAUGUGAUAUUGCUUUCGAUAUAAUGCUGUUGCUUAAUAAGUGAAUUUGUUAUAAAAAGAAAAACAAAAAAAAAAAAAAAAAUAAAUAAAUAAAUAAAAUAUUAAUUGUGAACAUAUGCUUAGGGAUAAUGGAUCAUUUUCAAACAGCCUUGAAUCCGAGAAAACAAGAGUUAUUGGAGGCACGUUUCAUUGGAGCACGGAUGUCCGCCGGCGCUCAAUUGCAGAUGGCCCCUCAGACUACUACUGCAUUAAGCCAUCAUCAUCCAGCUCAACAGCAGCAUCACUUUGCUACACAUCACAAUCCACAGCAGCAAUCACCCCAAUCACAGCAACCACAUUUGCCACAACAAUUGCAACCGGCGCCACAACAUUUGCAACAACUACAAUUGCAGCAACAACAGCAACAUAACUUAACGCAAUAUCAUCAGCAGCAGCAACAAGCGCAUCCAGCGGCGCCGCUUCCCAGCGGUGGCCAUAGCAGCAAUCCUGACUCGAAUAUGAGCACUGGCUCCUCACAUAGUGAAAAAGAUGUUGGCGACAUGUUAAGUACACAACAGCAAACUACCGGUAUACCCAAUCAAAUUGGACUUCUUACCAAUAGCGGGGGCGGUAUGAUGAAUAGUGGCGGUAUGGGGGUUCAGGAUGGUACAGCAGGUAUAAUGGUUGGAGGUGUUGGCAGCAAUCAACAGACACCGCAUCAGACUCAGCAACACAAUAGUGGUCGCAUAGAUAAGAUAUCGCGAACACCUACAGAACGCAAACGUAAACGGAAAAUGGCAGCGAUACAUACCGAUGACAGCGGAGGUGGCGGUCCUGUUGGUGGCAAUGGAGGAACUCAACAUGAACGGCUCGCUUUGGCAAGCGGCGGAAAGAAUGCUAGGCUAUUGCCACCCGGUGGUGUGAUUGGCGGCAAUGACAAAAAAAUUAAUGACUACUUUAAUAAACAUAAUGUAGUACAGACUGCGACGACAAAUAACGCUAUGCGGCCGCACACCGGCGGUGGCUCAAAGAGUCCUUCUGGUCAGCAACAGCCGUCGCAGCAGGUGCCAACAUCAGUGGGUGGCAGCACUGGAGUGGCUGCUGCGUAUCCCAUGUAUCCGCCUAGUCCUCAACAGCCACAACUGAAUGCCUCUGGUGUUCCUACACCUACAUCUCAACCCCCGCCUCCGGAUUUCCAUUACAAUAAUGUAACCGCCGUAAACACGGUUGCGGCUAAACAGCAGCGCCAACAGCAACAGACUUCCAAUUCAAUGGUUCCUCCACCUUCGCCUAUUGUGGGAGUGGGUGGCGUGGGUGUUCUUUCGUCCACACAUCUGGCGGUCGGCCAGAGUGGUGGUUUAAUGGGCGGCCCUGGUGGCGGUGGAGGAGGUCCACCACCACCCCCUUUACCCCAGCCACAGCAAACGCAACUUCAACAUCCCGCCACUUCCGUUGUCCCCACAUCGGUGCAACAGAGCCUGUCUAGUGGAGUCACCUCGCAACAACAGCAACAAUUGGCUGUGUCACAAAUGGCUGUGGCGCAGCUCAACUCACUACACACCGGUAUGCUGGCUGGGCCUAAUGCAGUUGUCCCGCCGCUGCCACCACCUCAGCCACCAGCCACUUACGUGACCAAGGCCACACAGACCGACCUUUCGUAUCUCGAGAUACAAGAGCGCGAUUCAGAAAUCGAGUCGAGCAAGUCAAAACUAGACGAAAUGACGAGACUGUCUGAUGAGCAAAAGUGCCAGUUAAUCGCUCAUCAAAAGCUUAUUGACCAACAUAAAUCACAUAUAGCCAAGUGCAUUGAAGUGGUCAAGAAAUUGCUAAAAGAAAAGAGCAGUAUCGAAAAGAAAGAAGCUCGUCAGAAAUGUAUGCAAAAUCGUCUGCGCCUGGGUCAGUUUGUAACGCAGAGAGUCGGUGCCACAUUCCAGGAAAACUGGACUGAUGGUUACGCCUUUCAAGAGCUGAGUAGGCGGCAAGAGGAAAUUUCUGCCGAACGUGAGGAAAUCGACAAACAGAAGAAACAAUUAAUGAAAAAACGGCCAGCUGAAUCAGGCCGAAAGCGCAACAAUAACAGCAACAACAACCAGCAAAAUUCCAAUUCAAAUGAUUCAACAAAUUUAGCUGGUUGCGAUCGUCUGACAGGCGGAGAUAGUGGUAUUGGUAGCUCCGGGGGAGGUGGCAGCGGGCGUGGUUUAUCGCGGUCGAAUUCGACACAAGCGCAAAACCAACUGCUGCAUAACGGCGGCGGUAGCGGCGUAAGCACAGUGGGAGGUAGUGAUCGCCUUUCAGAUCGAGGAGGUGGUAAUGCAGGCCGCGGUGAUAAUUCUGGCAGUGGUUCUGAUACAGCAACGUUCCUUAAACCCGAUCCCGUGUCCGGGGUAUACACGGCCCAAGAGUACUACGAGUACGACGAGAUUCUCAAACUACGUCAAAAUGCUCUUAAAAAAGAGGAUGCUGACCUGCAAUUGGAAAUGGAAAAGUUAGAACGUGAGCGUAAUUUGCAUAUACGCGAACUGAAACGCAUACUCAAUGAGGAUCAGUCCCGCUUCAACAAUCAUCCAGUAUUGAAUGAUCGAUAUCUGCUAUUAAUGCUAUUAGGUAAAGGCGGUUUUUCCGAAGUGCACAAAGCAUUCGACUUGAAAGAGCAGCGCUACGUAGCCUGUAAAGUUCAUCAAUUGAACAAGGACUGGAAAGAGGAUAAAAAAGCAAAUUACAUUAAGCAUGCGUUGCGAGAAUACAAUAUACAUAAGGCUUUGGAUCAUCCACGUGUGGUGAAACUGUAUGAUGUCUUUGAAAUUGAUGCCAACUCCUUUUGUACUGUUCUCGAGUAUUGUGAUGGUCAUGAUUUGGACUUUUACCUUAAACAGCAUAAAACUAUCCCCGAACGUGAGGCGCGUUCGAUUAUAAUGCAGGUUGUUUCUGCUUUAAAAUAUUUGAAUGAGAUUAAACCACCAGUUAUUCAUUACGAUUUAAAACCGGGUAAUAUUCUACUCACCGAAGGCAAUGUUUGUGGUGAAAUCAAAAUUACUGAUUUCGGUCUGUCCAAAGUAAUGGAUGAUGAGAAUUAUAAUCCAGAUCAUGGUAUGGAUUUGACCUCGCAAGGUGCGGGUACCUAUUGGUACUUACCACCGGAAUGUUUUGUCGUGGGCAAAAAUCCACCGAAAAUCUCCUCAAAAGUGGAUGUUUGGAGUGUUGGUGUGAUUUUCUAUCAGUGUUUAUAUGGUAAAAAGCCAUUCGGCCACAAUCAAUCACAAGCAACGAUACUCGAGGAGAAUACCAUACUUAAAGCGACUGAAGUACAAUUCUCCAAUAAACCCACUGUAUCCAAUGAAGCCAAGAGUUUUAUACGCGGUUGUUUGGCAUAUCGCAAAGAGGAUCGCAUGGAUGUAUUUGCACUAGCACGACAUGAAUACAUACAGCCACCUAUACCUAAACAUGGUCGUGGUCAAUCACUUAAUCAACAGCAGCAGCAACAACAGCAACAACAACAGCAGCAACAACAACAACAACAACAGCAAUCAUCUGGCAAUCAGGGCAACUCCGCUGGGCAAACUUCAUUCUCAGCGGGCAUGUUUGGCAAUUUGAACCAAUCGAGCUCAUCCUAGCUGCAAACUAAACGUAAUUCCAAUUCCUAAUUGCUAAUGUUAAUACAAAAUAAAUCACCUCCUGCUUGCCCUACUGUUCCCAUACCUCCGUCACCAACAAUAACAACAUUGAAUUAUAAUCACAACAACAAUAAUAAUAAUAAUAAUAAUAAUAAUAAUAACAGACAUCAAUCUGGUUAUACUACGAAGAGAACAGCAAGCAAUAACAAAAGUAAAACAAUGAAAAGGGAUGCGACCGGUUUACAACAUAACGGUAUAGUGCCGCAACAACGGAAAAUGCUCACUUCCACGAAAGGUAAUCAAAAAACUAUAAAUGGUGUCUUAUAAGUUAAACAGAGAUCUGAGAACAGAAGAAAAACGAAAACGAAAACAAAAAAACAAAAACUGAGAGAAGGGAAGAGAAAUAAAAGAAAAAUGUUAAUCCUUUUUCAACUCCCUCCAAGUCUAACAUAAUAAAAUUUUAACGCACACUGCCGUUGAUAGAAAUUUUAAUUUAUUGGUAUAUCAAGGUUGAUGAUGCUGACAAACAGUUUUUAUUACAUAACAGAAAAAUUUUUAUAUAAAAAGUGCUUUUUUUUACCAAAAAAAUUCUGUUUCUUUAAGCAAAUUUUUGUGAAAAAAUUAUUUUUGUUGCGUUUAAAAAAUUAAAUAUACCGUGAUCUUUGGAAUUGGUGAUAGUAUAUGAACCAAAUUUUGGCGUAAAUAAACUUCUUCGAAUCCAUGUUAAUUCAUCGACAUCCAGUAACUAAAAAUGAAAAGGUUAUAUUCAUUUGCUCGAUCCGAAAUCGAUCCAUCCACACCUAUUUGAGGUGGUGGUGAAUGGGUAAUGAAAAUUAUCUUAAAAGCGUUUCUUAGAAAAUAGUCUAUUGAGAUAUUCAAGACAGACGAAUGAAUGUAUAAAAAAUCUUUUCUGCAUUCAGUGACUAUGUAAUAAAAAAAUUGUGAUUUACGGGCGUCGUGAAUGCUUAGAGACAAAUAUGAAAUGCUUGGAUAUCUGCGAAAGAUUAGAAGAUUGUCUGCUUUUUUGAUGGUUGAACGAAUUCGAAGAAAUUGACAUAUACAAAAAAAU